Messenger RNA from Phytomonas sp. Hart1, 1075 nucleotides. The record is from the annotation of a GenBank genome assembly. Lineage: Eukaryota; Euglenozoa; Kinetoplastea; Trypanosomatida; Trypanosomatidae.
GUUUGUAUUAUUUAGGUGAAUCACACAAGAUACCUCUUUUUGGAAAUCUAAAUACUUUCCGUCAGACGAUGAGCAUCAGCUUCACUUGCUUUAGAGUCGUUGGGACGUAAAGAACUCUUGUGUGACUUUGGCUUGAUUCCUUGCGGGGUGGGGCGGGCCUUGUCGCGCGUGCGAGGUCCGAUACCAGCUUCUUUCAGACGUUUGUAAGGGAAGGCGCAGGGAGGUGUGAAUAAGGCCAGGGAACGGGAACAGGCUAGUGUUAACUCACUCUCCCCAUGUGAAGACAGCAGCACCUGAGGAAUAUCGAGGUUCUCCAACCCCAUACGCGGCACUAGUGCACAUAGCAUAUACCAUAACAUGAAAGGAAUGUCUCAGAACAAAAUUUACAUCUCUGGCCCAGAGGUGUUUCUUCCAGAUGAAGGUGCUACUUAUUAUAAUAAGGAAGGGGAGUUUUUGACUGCAAAACAGGUAAUCCCAAUGAAUUGGUUGGAUAAUAAGGUCUCUCGGGCUCUGAACAUCCGUAACGCCGACAUUGCCCUGCUCGAAGAGUCUGAUGCUAUCAUUGCAGACCUCUCUCCUUUUCGUUCACAUGAGCCCGAUUGUGGGACUGCCUUUGAAGUCGGAUAUGCUGCAGCUCGUAGGAAGCAGAUUCUUGUUUAUACUUCCGACCUCCGCAGUAUGACGGAGAAGUAUGGCGGCACGAAAGAUGCCGACGGGCUCACCGUUGAGGAUUUCUCCCUUCCAUUCAAUUUGAUGCUGUAGGAUGGGACUCCGAUAUUCGGUUUCUUUGAAAAGGCAUUUGAGUAUUUUUGCAAAACAUCGCUGUAAAUAGGUAAAUAUUUUUGUGUUUUCUUGUUUAUUGAAAAAAAUUCAAUCUAUUUUGUAGUUUUCAAAUGCUAAAAAGGGUUGAAUGCUGUCGUUGACAUGCAGCAUCCAUCAAGUCUUAAUAUAGUGAUUAAUGUUGAACAAAUAGCGUAAGGAAUUCAAUAGCGUUUUAUUCUUUAAAGCGAUACCUGUAUUUUUCCUUAGUCAUGUGGAAGUAAAAAUAAGAGAGCUGCCGUGUUUUCCUACAAUU